This is a messenger RNA of Quercus robur (English oak), 1765 nucleotides long. Its product is annotated as fructose-1,6-bisphosphatase, cytosolic. The record is from RefSeq and is a predicted model, not a curated record. Bases 152 to 1381 code for a protein of 409 amino acids. Gene Ontology annotation, cellular component: cytosol; cytoplasm. Gene Ontology annotation, biological process: gluconeogenesis; fructose 1,6-bisphosphate metabolic process; fructose 6-phosphate metabolic process. The transcript has 3 exons. Gene Ontology annotation, molecular function: fructose 1,6-bisphosphate 1-phosphatase activity. NCBI's taxonomy places the organism in Eukaryota, Viridiplantae, Streptophyta, Magnoliopsida, Fagales, Fagaceae.
UCACUUUGCUGUCAUCUUAUCCUUUUCCUUUGGUUUCCAAUCCAAGUACAAACUCUGCAGAGUAGCAGACCCGAUCAGUCAGCACCGAGCACUGCAUCUCAAAUGACACAGCUCCUAAAAUUCCAACCUUGGAACCACUCUCUGCCAUAAUAUGCAAACACCCACAAUACCUCUCAACCCAUCUUCAACCUUCCCUCCAAAAUCCCACCAUACCCAGUUGAAGUUGCUUCCAAAACUUCAUCUCCUUCCUCAAAGCUUAUUCUAUAGACCACCAAAAAUGGCUUCUCUUGGUGGGUUUGGUUUUGGUGUGAGGUCACAAGUAGUGGGUGGUGGUGCUUCUUCUUCUUCUUCAAUUGGGGUUGAUACUAAUGGGUUGUGUACUUUGACAGAGUAUGUGGGUAAGGAAGGAUUGAAUGUGGGAGAUGAUAUGGUGGUCUUGCUUCAUCAUAUUCAGUAUGCUUGCAAGAGAAUUGCAGCUUUGGUGGCCUCUCCUUUCAAUUCCAGCCUUGGGACACAGAACACUCUUGCUGGCACUGGUUCUGGGUCUGGCAGGGAUGCUCCAAAACCACUUGAUAUUGUCUCAAAUGAAAUCAUCUUGUCGUCUCUUCGCAGUUCUGGAAAAGUUGCAGUCAUGGCUUCAGAAGAAGAUGAUGCUCCGAUCUGGUUAACUGAUGAUGGACCAUUUGUAGUGGUAACGGAUCCCCUUGAUGGUUCUCGAAAUAUUGAUGCAUCAAUUCCAACUGGAACAAUUUUUGGAAUUUAUAAUCGCCUUGUGGAAGUAGAUCAUCUACCCAAGGAGGAGAAGGCUUUGCUGAAUUCACUCCAAGCUGGAGCUAGGCUUGUAGCUGCUGGCUAUGUUCUCUAUUCAUCAGCUACAAUUCUCUGCACCAGCUUUGGUUCGGGGACACAUGCAUUUACACUGGAUCAUUCAACAGGAGAUUUCAUUCUCACACAUCCAAGCAUUAAAAUUCCUCCUCGAGGACAAAUCUAUUCAGUAAAUGAUGCACGAUAUUUCGACUGGCCGGAAGGGUUAAGGCGAUACAUUGACACUGUGAGACAAGGAAAAGGCAGAUACCCCAAGAAGUACUCGGCCCGUUAUAUUUGUUCUCUGGUAGCUGAUCUCCAUCGGACUCUAAUGUAUGGAGGGGUGGCAAUGAAUCCAAGGGACCAUCUUCGUCUGGUUUAUGAGGCAAACCCUCUAAGUUUUCUUGUAGAGCAAGCUGGGGGCAGAGGAUCUGAUGGUAAAAGUAGGAUUCUUUCAAUUCAACCAGUUAAGCUGCAUCAAAGACUUCCACUGUUUCUUGGAAGUUUGGAGGACAUGGAAGAGUUGGAGAGUUACGGGGAUGUACAACAGAGAGUAAAUCCUGGUUAUGAAGUUUGAUGCUACAGUAAUCCCAAAAUUUCAUUGGUUAUUGUGUAAAUCAACCUGGGUUUGCUUUGUGUCACUAAAACUCUCUGUCUAUCAAGAAUUCAGACCUCUCAUCACAAGUAUGUAUAAUCUAGCCACUCCAACUAUCAAGAAUUGUAAAAUUCUUAACUAUUGUUUGUUUCUGCUAUUCAUCAUACCCAUCUUCUCAGGAAAUUAAAGUAACUUGAAGAGUUUAGAUGUGAAAAACUAGAAGCCUAGAAGAGGUCUUUCUUCCUCUUUCCAUGGUCAAAAAAUGUAUUGUGUAAAUUUUUAAGUUCACUCAUGUAAAGAUUGUAUACUCUUUAUGAUCUGUGUAAUUUGUUUUCUGUAAUAAAAAGUAUUCUAUUUUGACAUGUA